AUGAUUUCUGAGAAUUCCCCAUCAACCAAAGAUUAUACUGAAGCUUAAUUUAAAGAAGGGAAACAGUAGUAACUUAAUUUCUUGAACAUCAUGAAUGACUUACAAUCUAACUAAUCAAAGUUAUCAAUCCCAUCAUAUCUACUUAAGCCAGAUAAAACUGAUGCGAAUACAUUAUAGAACACUAAUAAUGCUAAUACAAAUGCCUGCUCAACAAAUAACAGUAACAAGCUUGAUUCUUACUAAUCAAAAGAUAAGGAUAAUUCGUUAACUGAAAGAGAUGCAAAUGCGAAUGUUAAAAAGGAAUUCCUUAGAAGGUUGUAUCAAAGAGAUAAGUCCAAAGAUAAGCUUGAUGUGCAAAGUAAAAAUGAGCCUGCUGCUACUGUAAAUCAGCAGCGCUAUUCCUAGCCAACAAACUUGACUCAAUAAUUGAUAAGGCUGUAACCAGUUUAAAAUAAUACUGAAUCAGAUUAUCCUGAAACAAAUAGAACGUCAAAACCAGUAAUAUCUAGCUAUACACCUAUAAGAUAGUCAAAUGAUUACCUGAGAUAAUCAAAUAUUUCUGAAAGGUAGAUCAAUUAACUUGACUUAAUACAAAAUGAACCUGAUCAAUCAUCAUUUAAUUUUAACAGAAACUAAUAACCCCCAUCAAUCAUAGAGGAAAAUUAGAGUAGAAACAAGAUUGAGGAUGAGAUCAACAGCUUCCUAAAAUAAAGUGAUAACUCUUAUAAUUAUUCAAGAUAUUUGGAUAACUCUCCUAAAAUUAUAAGCAACUCUCAGAGUAAUCCUAAUGAGAGAAAAGAUCUUAAGUCGACGUAACAGAAAAUCUUUGAAAUUGAUUAGAAAAUCUCAAACCUGAAUCUUCAUUUAAAUAGAUAGCACAAUAUUGAAAAGACAAAUGCAGAAGAUUUCAGUAAUGUGAGUCAGAUCUAAGAAAGCCAAAAUACUCAUGAAAAUGAAUAUGAUCACUCUCCGUAUCGAAAAAUUGCUAUGUAAAAUUAAAACGAGCACUAUAAUAAAGGAGGCUUAGCAACUUUGACAUUCUAAAAGCACAAAUCAACUGAUAAGAAAAACCCUUAAAACUAUAAGCAUCAGAGAGAUUAAAUAUUGGAAUAAAUAGAUUUCUAAAAGGAAUACAUAUAGUAGCAUAAUUAAGACCUGCCAAGAUCUUAUAGAUUGGAUAAUUCGAAUGACUAAAGCAAUCACAAUUAGAGAAGUGAAAGCGUGGUAUCUUAAAACCUGGGUAAAAUAGAAUCUAAAUACACAGAAACCACAUACGAUACUUUUGAGAAAAGAAACAUAAUUUCAAAUAAUCAACAGCUGUAAAUACAAGAUUUAGUCCUAUCAACAAAUAGAAAUACCGAGAGUAUUGUAUAUUAGGAUGUAAAACGAAUGAAUGAUUUCUCUGACUAUGAAUAAACUAUUGAUUCUUGCAAUUUAGAAGCCCUCUCUAAGCAGCAACUUAUUCUAUAAGUACAAGAGUUAAAGAGAUAAGUUGAUAAGCUCUAGGAUUAUAAAAAUAAGUAUGAAAGAACCUCAAAGCAAACUGAAAGAGCAAAGUUAUAAUUUGCUCAUUCUGAAAAAAUUAGAAAUAAUUAGCAUCAGCUAAUAGAAUUACAAAGUUAGAAGAUUUAGAAAAUAAAAAAAGAAUACAAAAAAUUAAAACUAGAAAAAAAAUAAUUAAUGUAGAUAGUUUCAAAACAAAAAGAGAUAGAGAUGAGUGCAAACACAACCUUGCAGCAUUCAUAAUCAAGAACUACCAUAAAAUAAGGCCAAUCAAGUGUUAAGAAUGGCUAGCAUUUCGUGAAUAAUCCUUACCAGAAUAUGCAGGCAAUGGUGAAUUCAAGCAACCAUUAUUUAAAUCUCAAUCCUAACACCACUGCUAUUGAUUACAAAAGAGACCAUUCAAAGAAACCUACAAUUAAAAAGAGCAAAGAUCAUUCUACUCAUGUAUAAAUGAAGGAGAAUAAGCAAUGCAUUUAAGUUUAUGGACAGCCUUAACAACAUCAUUAAAAUCCUGAUAAGCAAGAUUAUUAUGAUUGUGUCACACUAAAUCCACAUGCUAAUCAUAUUGAAAGAAAACUGAGCUAAAGUAAGCUUAAUAAAUCUGCUAAUUACGGAUAUUAGUAGCAGCAUAAUAACCAAAGUAGCAGACAUAAAAAUGGAAACCUAGAUAAAUCAAGAUUUUGA
Molecule: messenger RNA, 2187 nt
Organism: Stylonychia lemnae
Lineage: Eukaryota; Ciliophora; Spirotrichea; Sporadotrichida; Oxytrichidae
Source: the annotation of a GenBank genome assembly